AUGCGCCCCUCACACUCUUUUGCCACUGCGCUGCUCUUCAGCGCCAAUCCUCUCGUUUCUGCAUUCGAUCUUCGUGGCCGCUCACUCGGUCUGGGCGGGCUAAACUCGGUGCUCAGCGACGCCGGCAGCGCCCUUAAUACGGUGGCCGCGACGCUCACCAGCGACGUCGGUGGACUCGCCAGUACGGCCACUAGCGACGUCGGCGGACUCGCGAGUACCGCUACCAGCGCUGUCAACUCUGUCGUUACCAAGGUCACAGAUGUUGUCGGGUCAGCCGCGAAGACCGUUACCAGCGACGCCGGCGGACUUCUCAGCACCGCGACCAGUGACGCCGGUGGGCUCGUCAGUACCGCCACCAGCGACGCCGGCGGACUCGUCAGCACCGCGACCAGCGACGCCGGUGCAAUCAUUAGCACCGCGACCAGCAAUGCCGGCGGAAUCAUCAGCACCGCAACCAGCAUCGUCAACACGCUGACCAGCCCACUCACGACCCUGCUUCCCACGACUCCUAUCGUUACCCUGCCGACCACGCCAAUUGUCACUCUGAAGACGACAUCUCCAAUCAUCACCCUCCCGACUACUCCAAUCGUGACUCUCCCGACGACUCCGAUUGUCACGCUGCCGACAACGACACCUCCAACCACGAGUCCAUACAUCCCGCCAACCACCUCGCCGACAAGCCCGUACACUCCGCCCACCACAUCGCCGACGAGCCCGUACACUCCGCCCACCACAUCGCCGACGAGCCCGUACACACCACCCACCACCUCCCCCACGAGCCCGUACACCCCGCCCACCACAUCACCCACAAGCCCAUACACCCCACCCACCACAUCCCCCACCACAAGCCCCUACGUCCCGCCGACAACAUCUCCCACGACAACGCCAACCGAACCACCACCAACCACAAGCUCAAUCUACACCCCGCCCCCAACAACAGAAACCCCCGUCUCCCCCCCUCCAACAACAUCCAAAACCUCCACCCCAACCACCAACACCCCCAUAACAACAAUCGCCCAACCCUCCACCCCAAGCGCGACGAAAAAUCCCCCCCAAACACCAACAACAGGCAACCCAAUGACCCUCAACAACCCCGUCCUCUCCUCAGCCAAAGCCUCCAUCUUCACCACCCAAGGCCACACGCUGCACCUGCACGCGGAAACGCUAGGCGCCGACGCGAGCAGCCAGGUCCCCGUGCACGCUAUGCCUACGCUGCCGAGUGGGAAGGGCGGGUACAAAAAGGCGCAUAGCGGGGCUGCGACUGUUGCUGGGGGGCCGGCGCAGGGGGGGUUGUGUGUGGUAGCGCUGUUUAGUGCGCUUGUUGGGGUUGUGGUUUUGCUUUGA
Neohortaea acidophila is the source of this 1344-nucleotide messenger RNA. RefSeq lists its product as uncharacterized. Bases 1 to 1344 code for a protein of 447 amino acids. The record is from RefSeq and is a predicted model, not a curated record. The transcript has a single exon. Lineage: Eukaryota; Fungi; Ascomycota; Dothideomycetes; Mycosphaerellales; Teratosphaeriaceae.